This is a messenger RNA of Dichomitus squalens LYAD-421 SS1, 2161 nucleotides long. RefSeq lists its product as uncharacterized. Lineage: Eukaryota; Fungi; Basidiomycota; Agaricomycetes; Polyporales; Polyporaceae. The transcript has 6 exons. The record is from RefSeq and is a predicted model, not a curated record. Bases 181 to 1890 code for a protein of 569 amino acids.
CGGUUUUCCUCGUUGCGCUUCUCCCCUCCUUGGCCGUCUAGGUUGUCGUCCGCCUUCAUGUUCUGACGCUGGGCGUUCUCUCUCUUACCCCCACCGAAUUCCUUCAUUUUCCUUUUCGCCUGUAUUCUGGGGGCUCUUCGUCUUCGACCUGUCUUGCAAGGGCUUGCGGCUGUUCGACCAAUGGAUACUCUCGGUCGAAUAUUGUCUCUGUUCUUCUUCUCUUCCCUGUUUGUGUCUCGUUGCCGAGCUUUAAAUGUGCAUACGUUCAAUUGGGGUUUCCCGUCAAGUUUGGUUUCAGCGUCGCUCGGAGAAUGCGAGACCCGUUCAAUCGAUCUGAUUCCCCUCGACGCUUCCACCUCAAACACAACAGGUACACCACCUUACUACAUGUUCGCUUACGCGCCCCAGGGUACUACAAUAGUGUCGCACCUCGGAGACGAUCCCAAAUCAUUGUCGUGGCAGGUGCAACACCCGAAAGGCUCCAAGCUCUUCCUGACCAUCGUGGAUGGAGAAGGCAACACUGGUGGCUUCGCAAACUCGUUCUUCGAUGUCGUCGCUGGGGCUUCGACCUCUUGCCAGCCGCCGGCUCCGAAGGAUCCUCCGGUCGUUCAUUCCAACGUCACGACAGCUAUCAACACCUGUGACCCUUGGGGCCUAACGGUUACGGGCGGUGUCAAGCCCUAUAGUAUUUCCCUUGCAGCCAUCCGCGCUCCGGUCGUCACCAAUGUCACAAUGGGACCGAACGACGAUGUGCUCAUCUAUGUGGACCGCGCGGAUCCUGGGUCGCAAAUAUUAGCCGCCGUUGUGGAUGCCACAGGGCAGUGGGGCGUUUCUUCCAUCGCAGUCAAUACUGCGGGUGCAGCUGUGACGAAUUCAUCCUGUCCUGGGCUCAAUACCGUAUCAACCACGACAGCAGCGAUUCAAAGCCAAGAAGCAGCAGCAAAGGCCGCAGCAGCGAAAGCUGCUAAAGCCAAGUCGACAGCUAUCGCGCUGGGGAUAGUGUUCGGGCUCGUUCUGCCCCUCAUUCUCGCAGGUCUUGCCUUCUGGUACUGGCGCCGUCGCCAGAAGUUGGUGGAGCGGGAACGUCCUCGUCCGUUUGAUCCCAGUAUGCAGGAGAGUGGGAUGGGGAGGCCGAGCUUGAACGUCGAUACCAGUGUGGUGCGGGUGAACGGCCAACCACAACGCACAGCAUCCUGGGUCGUCGAUAUAAACCAGGAUCCUGGCCGUCAGACCGAUAGCCCGACGUCAAUCGACAUGGCGUCAACGGAGAUUCGCGGGUCCGCAACACCCACGCCCUAUCUCACAUCUCCUCAGGUCCAGUCGGCGAUCGCAUCGACUGUCCGGUCCCCUCAGUCGCAGAUCCCAGUAUCGGCUUUAUCGCGGACGAUGUCGCCGGCACAUACACCCCUAAGCCCACCAGAGCCUUUCGCGACAACACCAAAUUCGACGUCACCAGCGGCAACCCUGUCUCCUGCGCAAAGAUAUCGCAAGGCGCUCGAGGCACAGGCGGAAGCGCAGGCGGCUCGUGCACGGCUGGCAUCGGGUUCGCGUUCAGUCUCCCCGUCUCCCUCGGGGUCGAGCGUCGUAGUCGCAGGCCCUUCUUCGCGGGUGCCCCAGCGAUCACAGUCUGCGACUGUUCCUCGCCAGUUCCCUACGCAGCCUAUGCCAAGACGAGCGGGCUCGUCGUUGCGGAUGCCGCCGGUGACGGCACUCCCGGAUGAUAGCCCGGACAUCAUCUUCCAACACAGCGAUGGAGGCAUCGUCGAGGAGUUGCCCCCACCUUACCCGAUGGACAGCAGGUAUUCGGCGACGCCGGGACCCAGCACACUGUCCCCCGCUCGGUCUGUGUCGCCUCCACGGGGAAGCGCGGGACCGUCGAGCUCGGCGUAGUGUCUUACAGAGCGAUCGAAGUAUUAAGGAGGGUUCCGACACUGCGGCUCGCGUUGGUUAGGGAAACUAGUUUUGUUCUUGAUUUUAACAUACCUUAUUACUCAGUACUUUUCUCGCUGUUUAUUCUGACGGCCUGCUAGUCUCAGGCUUACUCUCUUACGCGCGAUGGCGGGCUGUUUGUGUAUGUACACUGCUAACGCUGUGUAACACCGUCGUCGACACCUCGACGUUCCCUUCUCUGUGUAUCAUAGCGACGUUGUAUGAUAUCCAC